Molecule: messenger RNA, 1545 nt
Organism: Rotaria socialis
Lineage: Eukaryota; Metazoa; Rotifera; Eurotatoria; Philodinida; Philodinidae
Source: the annotation of a GenBank genome assembly
AUGUUUUCGAGCACAAAACAUAUGUAUCAUUUUCUUGUCAUCUUGGUGAUCGUUGCUUCGAAUCUGAAUAUCGACGCAGGUCGAACAGACUGGUCAGAAGAGAAGAAUCCAUCUUUUUGGAAUGAACAAGCUCGACUAGACAUUGAAUAUAAUAUACGACGAACAGAAAACAAACGAACAGCAAAGAAUGUUAUUUUUUUUCUUGGUGACGGAAUGGGCAUUUCGACUGUUACGGCAGGCCGAAUCCGAAAAGGACAAAUGCUUGGUCAACUUGGUGAAGAUUUUAUUACUGAAAUGGAACAAUUUUCUCAUCUAGGACUUGCUAAAACUUAUUGCACUGAUCAUCAAACAUCAGAUUCAGCCGCCACAGCAACUGCCUUGUUCUGUGGAGUAAAAGCGGCACUUGGUACGAUUGGUUUAGAUGGACGAGCUUUACGAAGAAACUGCUCGAGUUCUCAUGGGCAUCAUGCCAACAGCAUAUUUGAAUGGGCACAACAACUUGGAUAUCAUAUUGGUAUUGUGGUUACUUCUCGGGUUAGUCACGCUUCGCCAGCUUCGGGCUAUGCUCACUCACCGGAGCGUAAUUGGGAAGGAUAUGACUCAAUAAAUUUUGGAGCAAAACAAGUUGCAGAAGGCUGUGUGGACAUUGCUCAACAGCUUGUACUUCGAUCACCACCAAUCGAUCUUGUUCUUGGUGGAGGUCGAAGAUUCUUUUAUCCAACGCAAACACCUGAUAUCGCCAAUUCUUCAUUGCGUGGAGCACGAACAGACAACGUUUCAUUGAUUGAUGAUAUUUGGAAAGGUCGCUUUAUUUGGAACAAGACAGAUCUUCAUAAGAUUGAAUUAGGAUCGUCGGCACCAAUUCUUGGCCUUUUCCACUAUGAUCAAAUGCGCUUUGAGACGGAUCGAAUUCAAGAUCCGAAAGAGGAGCCCAGCUUGUCAGAAAUGGCCACUUUUGCUGUCAAGCAUUUACUUCAAAAGAGUCAAGACAAAAAUGGAUUUUUUCUCUUCGUCGAAGGAAGUCGUAUAGAUCAUGCCCAUCAUUAUACUCAACCUAGGUACGCUCUUGAUGAUUACGUCGAAUUCGAUAAUACCAUUGGACAAAUAAAACGUAUACUACAGGAUGAAGGUGUUCUUGAUGAUACAUUACUUGUGGUGACUUCCGAUCAUUCAAAUGCAUUUUCUUUCGGUGCUGGUGCAGCACGUGGUUCCAAUAUUUUUGGCUUUGGCACUUUAGAAAAUGCAAACGUGAGUAGUAUUGAUAAAAUGCCAGUAAAUAUUAUAGCUUAUGGGAACGGUCCCAAUUUUGCAUCUAAUCGCAACAAGACAUAUCUGGAUUCACUCGAUUUCAAUCAAACUGGAUAUAGAGCACCAGCAGCGCUUCCUAUGUCAGAAGCAUCACAUGCUGGUGAAGAUGUAGCUGUGUUUGCGCAGGGCCCAUGGAGUCAUUUAUUUAUAGGAGUAAUGGAACAGAGUACAAUUGCACACAAAAUGGCUUAUGCAGCUUGUUGGGGUGACUAUCAAAAACGUAAAGGAUGUGCAUAA